AACUAUUAUUUAAGCAAUGCAAAGGGCCGUUUUCACACACAUUGGAUUACAUGACUGGAUGCCAGUUUUGAGCAAUUUGAGGAUAAGCCAGUACUGUUCACUGUACAGAGCACUGCCUUUGCAGCUCAGUUCACGUGCAUACAGUGUAAUCCCGCCCCCGCGCGACGAGACAGAGAAGAAGAUGCUGGACAGCAUGUUGCGGGUCGAUCACGCAGGUGAAUACGGUGCCAACCGCAUCUACGCCGGCCAGAUGGCAGUGUUGGGAAGGUCUCAGACGGGACCCCUUAUUCAGGAAAUGUGGGAUCAAGAGAAGAGACAUCUGGCAAAAUUCAAUGAGAUACUUUCAGAGAAUAGAGUUCGGCCAACACUACUUUUGCCCAUCUGGAAUGUUGCAGGGUUUUUACUAGGUGCAGGCACCGCACUCCUGGGUAAAGAAGGGGCCAUGGCCUGCACAGUUGCUGUGGAGGAGAGCAUCUCCGAGCACUACAACAGCCAGAUCAGGACCCUCAUGGAGGAGGACCCAGACAGAUAUGUAGAGUUGUUACAAGUAAUAAAGGAAUUCCGAGAUGACGAGUUGGAGCAUCACGAUACAGGAUUAGAGCAUGACGCAGAAUCUUUACCUGGAUACAAGCUUUUAAAGAGUGCAAUCCAACUGGGCUGCACAGCUGCAAUAUACAUAUCUCAACGUGUAUAAUGUAAUAAUAAAGUUCAGUUUCUAUAAGAUGGUUAUCUAAAAAUAAUAUUGGCUUUAGUCAUUUAUUAAAAUGUUAUUAGUGGUCUUCUUAUAAAUUGGAAGAUAUUUUGUUUGUACAGUCAAAAAGGAAACCUGAGGACAUUGUAGAAUGUCAACUUACAGUAGUAUUUGGAGCACAAACAAAUUAUAAAUUUCCCAUUCAUUUUUC
This is a messenger RNA of Esox lucius (northern pike), 902 nucleotides long. It is a transcript of the gene coq7, whose product is annotated as coenzyme Q7 homolog, ubiquinone (yeast). Gene Ontology annotation, cellular component: nucleus; mitochondrial inner membrane. Gene Ontology annotation, biological process: determination of adult lifespan; regulation of reactive oxygen species metabolic process; ubiquinone biosynthetic process. Gene Ontology annotation, molecular function: 3-demethoxyubiquinol 3-hydroxylase activity. The record is from RefSeq and is marked provisional. NCBI's taxonomy places the organism in Eukaryota, Metazoa, Chordata, Actinopteri, Esociformes, Esocidae.